AUGGCUCCCGCCAUCAUACCCGAGUCUCCCGUUGCAGAUGGGCCUCCCUCAACGCUCGUCAAGGUCGCCCGCAGCGAUAGUACUCUGGCCUCCGACACCACAAAACACCUCGCUGUGCGAGCAACGACGGGUACUUCAGCUUAUGGGAAAGGUACAAUCAACCCGGGCAGCAUCAACAUGCCAGGGAUGCUUGCUCUAUUCGCGAUUCUAGGGGCGUGCUUUGUGCUCGCGACUAUAUGGUUCUUCUUUUGGGCUAAGAACGGCGGCUGUGUAUGGCGAAAAGGUGACUGGGAAGAGUACAAGUCUACCGUGUUGCGUCGCAAGGGUCCUGAUGGUCGCACCCUGUCCAACGCCACGACGAGUACGAAUUUGGGCGGUGGCAGUAUUCGCGGUUAUGACGACGACGAUGACGGCCUUACGUAUACCGAUAUGACGGAGACGGCGACUACGGUGACUAACGAGAAGGCAUCGGCAGCAGGUGGACGGAAAAACAAGAACAAGAAGAAAUCCAGAAACAAUGCAAAGGACAAGCUGCUCCGGCGAAACAGGAAUGAGAAAUGGGAAGGUGAAGCCGAUGAUGAUGUGCGUGCGUACCGGCAAGAAAAACCAGCUCGUGUUGGCGGCAUCAAUCGAGAGGCUGAAGGCACAUACUACGGAACGGAGUACACGCCAAGCUCUCCUCCCACAGCUUAUACGGAUAGUGAAGCAUACUACCACGCGCCUGAACAUCAUCGCGACCACCGUCGUGAUACCCGUAACGCCUCUGGCUUCUCCUUCACCGUCGGCAGCGAAGAUGUCAUUAGCCAAGUCACUGAAGAGCAAUCCGUCCACGAAUCGGCGCAUACUCGUCGGGAGACGCGCCGUCAACAACGUCGCCACGAACGAGAAAGAGAAAGUCAUCGGUCCUCCCGCCAGAGCAGCCCUCGCAAACAACCACAAUCAAACCGCACAUCAGUUCCUGGUGGAUAUACCGAGCCAUUGGACUUCUCGUCCCGUGCCACCAACUCCGAAUACCAGUACUCCACUGUCGAGACUGAGGAUGACUCUGGCACCAAGAGCUACCAUCAUCCUAUUCCGGGGCUGAGCAAGGGGUAUCGACGAGACAGAGAUGGCGGCGGACGACGCAGACGUGAUAGUUUGAGUGAUAGUGAUUAG
Messenger RNA from Talaromyces atroroseus, 1155 nucleotides. RefSeq lists its product as hypothetical. The coding region runs from base 1 to 1155 and encodes 384 amino acids. The record is from RefSeq and is a predicted model, not a curated record. The transcript has a single exon. Lineage: Eukaryota; Fungi; Ascomycota; Eurotiomycetes; Eurotiales; Trichocomaceae.